Messenger RNA from Rhipicephalus sanguineus (brown dog tick), 3151 nucleotides. RefSeq names its product sulfotransferase 1A2. Gene Ontology annotation, biological process: sulfation. The transcript has 6 exons. The record is from RefSeq and is a predicted model, not a curated record. Gene Ontology annotation, molecular function: sulfotransferase activity. Gene Ontology annotation, cellular component: cytoplasm. Bases 375 to 1445 code for a protein of 356 amino acids. Lineage: Eukaryota; Metazoa; Arthropoda; Arachnida; Ixodida; Ixodidae.
GCGCCCACAAGAUUGAGGACGCGAUGACGCGAGCUGCGUUUGUUUCGUACUGGACAGCAGCCUUGACACCCGCUUGACCUCAGUGAAAAAGAAGCAUCGAUGACUCGGCUAGCGGUUCCUUAGCGUUCUCAGCGUCGUCUCUCGUCUCGAGACUUCCUGAGAGUCGUCACUGCGAGGUCGGGGUCACGAUCCGUGAAGUUACAGUGACAGCGACGGUUCGUGUGCGUUGACAGUCGUCAUGUUGACGGUGAAAAGUGCGUCCUCGGUGUUCAGGAUAGCGUUGCCUCGGCAUUCCGUCGCGGAAAUGUGCCGUCUCGGCGGUACUCCGACGACUGUGCGACCGCGUCGCUUCUACUGCGAGCAGCAGCCGCGCAAUGGCGAACGGGUCGACGUACGACGCCGAUCGACGCUACAGGCUUGCCAAGAAGUUGUUCUCGACGGUGCUCUUCGGUGGCACGCUGGCCGCCGCGGUGUACUUCAAGCGGCGAAGACAGGCCGAGCACAGCGAGCUCUUUCGUGAGUGCGUCAUGCUGCCACGUGACGAGAACUACGCGCCGAACAUGUACUUCUACAACUACCGCGGCUACGUCUUUCCGGGCAUGGUCAUCAGGUCGCUGCCCAGGGUCCAGGCUCUGAGGGCGAGACCGGACGACAUCUACGUCGUGUCGUUUCCCAAGACUGGCACAACGUGGGUGCAGGAGAUUGUCUACCUCAUCGUGACGGGCCUGGACUUCCGGUCCGCGGCGGCUCGCAACAUGGAGCAGCGGUUUCCCUUCCUCGAGUACUUCUACCCCGGCGUUUCGACCAUCGAGAACUCUCCGGACACUCGCAUGAUCAAGACACACCUCCCUUACGCCCUCCUGCCCGAAUCGGUACACACGGAAAAUCCUAAGAUCAUCUACAUUAUGCGAAAUCCCAAAGACGUCUGUGUGUCGCUGUACCACUUCACAAGGCUCAUCAAAGAGACUGGAUACGAGGGAAGCUUCAAGGAUUUCUUUGAGUCGUUCCUCAAGGGACAUGUGUCUUACGGACCCAUCUGGAAGCACUAUCUCGAAUGGUGGGAACACAGGAAUGACCCAAAUGUUCUCAUUAUCUCUUAUGAAGAUCUCCACAAGGACGCCUGCAGCGUGAUCCAGAGGAUAGCCCUCUUUCUGGGGCGGCCGCUACGUGACGAUGAGGUGACGGCCAUCGCGGAGCACUGCAACUUCCGCCACAUGGCACGCAACCCAGCGGCCAACUAUGAGCACUGGCGCAAGCUCGGCUUUGUCAACCUUCAGGAAGGAGGCUUUAUGAGGAAAGGAAUUGUUGGCGACUGGAAGAACUACUUUACACCAGAAAUGAACGCCCAGAUGGACGCCUGGCUAGAAGAAAAGUUCGGCGACACGGAUCUGAGCUUUGUGUACGAGCUUCCACCCGACGAGCAAGCAGAGAAGGAUGUUGUCUAGUCCCCUAUUGUUUAGGUUUUUUAUGAAAUUGUUGUAUAUGUUAGGUUACAAUGUCUCAAUUGUGGUUUCAACUGUGUCGCACAUGCGAGAGUGUCGGUCACUGCAGGCAUUCUUUGUCGUGCCUGUUCACGCGGAUGUCUGCGGAGGAUUUUAAAGAAUUUAGGUGUUCGCAUUGAUGCGUGUUGAAAAACAGCCCAGCAGUGCAUAUUGUGCCAAUCUUGAGAUCCCUCGGUGCUGGAAAGAGCAUGCCUUUCUGAGAGGUUAGAUUUACCCGAGUUUGUGCGCGCAUUACCACUCGUAUAGUACUGGAAAAGAAACGUGCAGGUGCAUGAGAAACAGGUAUGUUGCUGAAAUUUUUUAUGCAGAAGUGAAAGUACUAAUAGCUUGGAGAUGAAUGCAUGGUGACUUUUUUUUUUUUAUUUUCUUUUGACCAAAACAGCGGGACAGAACAAAUAUGGAUGAAUGAUGUCUUGUUGCUGAACAAGCUAGAAAUCAGUCACUGCAGCUGUUUUCCGUUCUCUGAACAUUGUGGUAUUCCGUAAACUUGGUAGUCCGUAAACUGCAAGAAGUAAACGGACAUUUUGAAUGUCAUGCACUGCAGUGCUUGGAACAUAUCCUGUGUCAUCGCAAGCAAACUUCUCCACGCGUUAUUUUGCUGAACUAAUGUACUGCAUCAUGCGUGAACUGGAUGUGAGGCACAAGCCUCCGGAAUGGUGCUGACCUCUAUGCAAUCAAACAUUCCUUCUUUCUUUUCAUGCUCCCUGGCAAUCAGAUUUCACCAUGGACAGUGUUUUGGGUUCAGGGUGAGCCAUCUUGGUUGGGGCAAGUUAAAUCUUGUGGGAAGAGUGGUGCGGUAGAAUUUUGCGCAAGCCCUCUUUCCUUCACAUUUGGUGCGCCACUUUCUGUACAAAAGUGUCACUAUGUGCUGAACGGCUUUGUUGAAGGACUUUGCAGUUGUGCCAUAGGGCUGCAAACAUAGACAUGCGCAAGAUCCCGCAUUAGUACUGGGUUACCGUAGCCUUUCACCUUACCCCCCUCACGCACACAUACGUUUGGUGCACCACCACUAUAUAAAAGAAAAAAAAAAGAGAACGAUCAGUUGCAAAGGGGACUUAAUUUAUUUCCUGUAAAACGUGGGUUUUAUUUGACAUAUUUUACUGCACUUGCAACGUGAUGUGCAUCAACUGCACCCAUGCAGUCCUAUGCUGCUCUGUAAUGCACUUGAACAGACAGUUUCACAAAAAAAAAGCAACCAAUGUGUUGUUUUUCUCCACUUGCGGUACUAUUUGCACAUGUUAUUUAGGAUGUUUCGAGGGCUGUUAGUUUCGUUUCCAGUGAUGUAGUACAUAAGGUUCUUUGUGCUGCUUGCACAACCUCAUUUGUGCCUGCCUUCCAGUCAUGAACCCUACCAAACAUUCUUUGUAGAGCCCUCUAUUUGCUGAGACUUUGCUUUAACCUAUAAAUGUUAGUUUUUGUUUUAACCGAUUCCUGUGCACACAAAUUUCUUUAUCAAUGUGCCUGUCUUGCCAAGGGUCACAUUCUGAGGAGUCACCGGUGAGAACGAUGUCACAUUUCAGCAAUGCGUUUAGGUAAUGGAUGUUAUUUAUGCGACGAAUGGGUCAGGGUGUUGAGGUGCUGGGUUGUACAGGUGUCGUGGGUGUGCAGGGUAUUUAUUAAAGUGAAUAAAGUUGACAUAACACAGUUUA